Postia placenta MAD-698-R-SB12 is the source of this 891-nucleotide messenger RNA. RefSeq lists its product as hypothetical. Gene Ontology annotation, molecular function: protein kinase activity. The record is from RefSeq and is a predicted model, not a curated record. Gene Ontology annotation, biological process: protein phosphorylation. Bases 1 to 891 code for a protein of 296 amino acids. NCBI's taxonomy places the organism in Eukaryota, Fungi, Basidiomycota, Agaricomycetes, Polyporales, Adustoporiaceae. The transcript is spliced from 4 exons.
AUGACGCCCACGGAGACAAACGUCGUCGAUUACUUCCUGGAGCGUGUCUCUAGCUCGGACAGCCUCAGAAUACCAUCGGUUGGCCUGAGCGGCCUGCAUCCUUGUUCAUGGUUCAGGCAGACGGUCGCUCAACCGAAGCCCGACAGUAAAAGCGAGACUUGGUGGGAGGAUUCUCUUACGGAGGAAGAAAUACUCGAAUUGUGCAAUACAGCACCGGAGCUUCCCAUUCUCGGCAAUGCUUCCUCUAGGUCGCUGAGGCCUGCGCCCAUCUAUGUCAUCUCUCCACGAGUACUCGUCAAGCUGGGGAGCUACUACACCGGGGAAUAUGAAUCUCGCGCGAUGGAGGUCGUUCGCUCACAGACGUCAAUUCCCGUUCCCAGACCAUUACGUUUUAUCCAGCGUGAAGGAGGGUGCUACCUGGUCAUGGAGUACAUCAAGGGGCGCUCGCUCGACUGGUGCUGGGACGGCCUCAGCCUCUGGCGGAAGUUCGUUAUUGCCUGGACGCUCCGUGGCUACAUUCGUCAGCUCAGACGCGUACGGACAGCGCAGAUCGAGCACCAGAUUCCUGGUCCACUAACGGGUGAUCUGUCGGAACCCCUGAAGUGCAUUGGGCCUGCGAUGGGUGCCGAAUAUCAUUGUGGCCCCUUCUCAUCCGCGGCAGCGUUGUUUGCGUGGCUCAACGGCCGCUUGCGUGUCACCCAAUACAUCAAAGGGACGGAGCCACUGGUCCUUGUCCAUGGUGACCUCACUCCGCGAAACGUCAUGCUGGACGACGACGGGAAGAUAUGGUUGAUUGACUGGGGCUGCUCGGGUGUCUAUCCUCCUUGGUUCGAGGCUGCUGCCAUGCUCUACACUCGUCCGCAACCGAGUUGGUGGACAUGGGUGCGGUGA